GCCCAACUCGCUCUGCACUGCAAGGAGAAGGGAGGCUAUAAAAGUUUUCACCACGCAACCAAGUCGGCUCUUGUGGAAAGUGAAUCGAGCCAGCCAGGGUUGGCUCUGCUGAUUGCAAUUUGUGAAUAUAUCCGUUUGGAUUUUAUUUAGUCCGCCUGUGCAGCCGCCAAUGGUUUUCUGAACCUCCAGGAUUACUUUCGACACCUGACUUUUGCUAUGGCGAUUAUCAAGAUUGCCCUGAUCGCCGUCUUGGCUGUGGCCGUCGCUGCCAGGCCUGGAGACAAAGAUGAUAAGACGUCGCAGCCGUACGAGUUCGAGUACGAGGUAGCGGCCGGAGCCACGCCCCAUUCCGGAGGCAGCAGUCAUCAGGGUCACGCGGAGGCGCGCGUCGGCGACCACUCGGUGGGGCGGUACUUUGUGCAGCUUCCCGAGCAGGGCGCGCACACCCGCGUCAGCUACACCACCGACCUGUGGGGCUUCCACCCCGUCGUCUCCUACGGCUCCAAGAGCUCGUCGACGCGCUUCGCGUUCGGCGACCGCGCCAUCGCCGCCCUCAAGGUCCAGGGCGCCGCCACCAUCAACGAGCCCUCCACCGGCAGCAUCGCCGGCAACCUGCCCGUCAGCAUCGACUCGGCCGCCAAGGUUGGCAACGCCGACGUCACCGAGACCCUGCACAACAUCCAGGCCGCCGGCAACCCUCCCAUCCCCCAGCAGCUGGUCAAGGAUCUGGACAACGCCAAGUUCCACCUGAACGCCGCCAACGGCGCCCCCGCCAACCCCAACAAGCAGGCCGUGCUCGCCCCCGCCCUGGUGCAGCAGGUCACCCCCGCCCCCUAUUUGCACGCCGCCCCCGCCGUCGUCCACCAGCAGGUGCAACACCUCCAGCCCCAACCCGCCCCCGUCGUGCACCACGUUCAGCAGCCCUAUCUGAACAUCCACGAGCAGCAGAGGCAGGUCGCCCCCGUCGUCUACACCGAGUUCAACAGCAACAACCACGUCCUGGCCAACCAGCACCACCCCGUCAGCGUCACCCCCGCGCCCUUUGUCGUCUCCAGCACCCCCGUCGCUCACUACGCCUCCCCCACGCCCGCUCCGCAGCUGCUGCCCAGCCCCCACCCCGUCGUGCACUCCUCCGGGGGCCUCUUCACCGCCUCCACCCUGGCCCCGGCCGCCUUCAGCGUCACCCCCAGGCCAUCCCUGUACCAACACGUCGCCGUCAGCAGCACCCCUCGCCCCAUUUACGUCGCCGACGUUCAACCCCAGGUGCACCACGUCGCCGUUCCCCAGAAGGAAAUCGUCCACGUUGACCGCCCCUACCCUGUCGAGGUGACCAAGUACGUCGAGAAGCCGGUUGAGGUGACCAAAUACGUUGACCGCCCGGUUGAGGUUACCAAAAUUGUUGAAAAGCCCGUUCACGUUCCUUACGAGGUCACCAAGUACGUUGAUCGUCCUGUCGAAGUCACCAAAUUCGUCGAGAAGCAAGUUCAAGUUCCCGUGGAGGUCACCAAAUACGUCGACCGCCCUGUUCAGGUCACCAAGUACGUCGACAGGCCUGUGGAGGUUACCAAGUACGUUGAUCGCCCCGUGCACGUCACCAAGUACGUCGACCGCCCUGUCGAGGUCACCAAAUACGUGGACAGACCCGUCCAGGUGACCAAAUUCGUUGACCGCCCCGUCGAAGUGACCAAGUACGUCGACCGCCCCGUCAUCAAGCACGUGCCCGUUGAGAAGACGGUGGUCGUUCCCGGCCCUACCGUCGAGAAGCACAUCCAGGUGCCCGUCACCAAGGUGGUCCAGGUUGACCGCCCUGUCCACCACGCGGUGCCAGUUCCCGUCCCCCACCCCGUGCCCUACGCCCAGUACGUGCUGAACGUGCCGUACCAGUACGGCGGCGGCUACGGCUACGGCGGCGGCUUCCAGGGCAAGGUCAGGAGCGAGUCUUACGCCGACGCCGCCCUCAAGCUGGAGGGGUGGAGGGCCAACGCCAAGGGCGCCAACCUUUACUCCGGAUACGCCGGUGGCGCCAACCUGUACGCUGGAGGUGCCUCGAAGUACGGCCAGUACACCGAGGCCUACCUCAAGUCAGGGUUCGAGGGCGCUAGUCUCCGCACCGAAGGUGCCGACCUGAGAGGAUUCAAGGUUAGCAAGACCCUGUACCCCGCCGCCGACUACCUGCCGCCCGUCGGCCCCACCAAGGUCACCCUCACCGUCGAGCCGCACUCGCACAAGAUCGACUCCAAGGGCCGCACCCUGUGCGAGCUGCAGGGCAGCUUCAAGCCGCCCUUCGUCGCCUCGCGACUCCUCUCCACCUCCUACGACGACGGAACCUGGUAGAGAGGGUUCGUCUUUGUGUAAUUAAGCAUGUACCUUACAUAGAUAAAUAUAUUGUACACCCCCUUCAAAAGGACUGACGGUCAAACAGUCUCCUCGAUUAAUUAUUGGGAGUCGCGAACACGUGCGAAAUUCUUUUCUCCUCUUUCCUUCGACUCAUUUUUAUAUACAUAUAAAUGCGAUUAUUUUUUUUUCGUAUUCGCGCGCAUCAUCUCCAGUAGUUUUCCUCUUUUUCUCUCUGUCUCUCAUCAUCACGCGCACACGCAUUGAUUUUUAUCUUAUAUUAGGAUGUAUUUUUAACUAACAAAGAAAGUACAGCGUCACUUGUGAUAAAACGGACAAAUUCAUUAAUGGCUUUUUGCUAUCUUUUUAUUAUUUUUUAUUAUAUUUCGCCGUCUAAGCCUCAUGUAACACCCUCCAUGUUGAUUUUAUCUUUAAUUUGUAUUAAUUAUUAUCAUAGGCCAAUUUUCAAAUAGAGUCAAUAUUGGUUGAUUGUGUCAUUAUAGAUAUGUUAGUUCAUUUUUUUGUAAGUGAGAUGUCUUAUUAUUUUGUAUAUAUACAAAUUACGAUGUUUAAUAAAAUUAAAGGAACCUCUUCAUCAGCAAA
This is a messenger RNA of Neocloeon triangulifer, 2937 nucleotides long. RefSeq lists its product as uncharacterized. Bases 217 to 2334 code for a protein of 705 amino acids. Lineage: Eukaryota; Metazoa; Arthropoda; Insecta; Ephemeroptera; Baetidae. The transcript has 3 exons. The record is from RefSeq and is a predicted model, not a curated record.